This is a messenger RNA of Mucor mucedo, 257 nucleotides long. Its product is annotated as 60S ribosomal protein L39. The record is from RefSeq and is a predicted model, not a curated record. The transcript is spliced from 3 exons. Gene Ontology annotation, biological process: translation. Gene Ontology annotation, cellular component: cytosolic large ribosomal subunit; ribosome. Gene Ontology annotation, molecular function: structural constituent of ribosome. Lineage: Eukaryota; Fungi; Mucoromycota; Mucoromycetes; Mucorales; Mucoraceae. Bases 68 to 223 code for a protein of 51 amino acids.
GCGAUAAGGAGUUGGGGUAAAGGGCGGAAACAGAUAUCACUUUCUCUCUCACUUGAUCAUUACAGAAAUGCCUUCUCAAAAGACAUUCAUCACCAAGGUUAAGCUUGGCAAGGCUAAGAAGCAAAACCGUCCUUUGCCUCACUGGUUCCGUCUCAAGACCGACACCAAGAUUCGUUGGAAUGCCAAGAGACGUAACUGGCGUCACACCAAGUUGAACAUCUAAAUCAUCGAUUCCCCCAUUCUACGACAUUUUAUUU